This is a messenger RNA of Triticum aestivum (bread wheat), 6566 nucleotides long. RefSeq names its product disease resistance protein RGA2. The transcript has 10 exons. Gene Ontology annotation, molecular function: ADP binding; ATP hydrolysis activity. The record is from RefSeq and is a predicted model, not a curated record. Lineage: Eukaryota; Viridiplantae; Streptophyta; Magnoliopsida; Poales; Poaceae. Bases 106 to 4788 code for a protein of 1560 amino acids.
UACUGCUACCUGCUGAUUGCUAUCUCUCUCUCUCUCCGUGCACAUCCCACUACGCCUUGGGUCACCUCAGCGCCUCCAGGCAGGGGGGUUUCACGGCGGCGGAGGAUGGACACCGCCAUCGGUGCCGCAAAGUGGGUGCUGGGCAAGGCGCUGGCCCCCGUCACGGAUGGCUUGCUGGAGGCCUGGGCGGCUAGCGCCAAUCUCGAUCACAACAUCGACGCCCUCAAGAUGGAGCUGCUGUAUGCGCAUGGGAUGCUCGAGAACGCGCAGGGCAGGGGCGUCCGUGGCGUCGCGCUCAAGGAGCUCCUGCGCAAGCUCGAGCAGCUGGCGUACGGGGCAGAUGAUGUGCUGGAUGAGCUGGAGUACUUCCGCAUCCACGACGCCCUUCAUGGAACCUACCAUGCCGCCGACGUGAAUGCCGUGGGUUCCGUCCAUGCCAUCCGCAUCAAUGCUGAACACACGGCAAGGCAUGUCACCAGCAAACUCUUGGGUGCUCCUAGCCAUGGUGGUGACCAAGAAAGUGAUCCUAGUGAUCACCAAGAAAGUGAUCCCGGUGAACACCAAGAAAAUGAUGGCAAGCAACGAUGCCUCUCUGGCAUACGCUUGUGUGGCAGGCGGGGCAUCAGCUCCUCGUCACCGACGCCCGCCAACAAGGGGGGUGUCAAGAAGGUUGAUGGCAGAUGCAUGCCCAAGGUCAUCUCAAGUGCUCGCAACGCUGCCCACACAUUCGGUAAACACUUUCCAUGCUACUCUCCUAUAUCUGCCCACCAUGAUAAUCCUCAAGCCCAUGUGACUGUUCAAACCAAAAAUGAUGAUCCUCAAGCUAUCAUGCCGGAGCUUGCAAACCAUAGCGAUUGCGAAGAAUUGAAGUUUAAUAGGGUCCAAAUGUCUCAAAUGAUGAUGGACAUGGUAGUGCAGCUAAAGGAAGUAUGUGCUAAGGUCUCCAUAAUUCUUAAUCUAAAUUUGUUGGGCUCCAACUGCACUCACACCAAAGAAAUUGCUAUAAACAGAUCCAAAACCACAUCAGAGAUUGUAGAACCUGAUUUUUACGGGAGGGAUGACCAAAAGAAGAAAAUUGUAGAUGUCAUUAAUAGUCACGAGUACUCUUUCAGUCAACUUAACGUGCUUCCAAUUUUUGGAAUUGGGGGUAUUGGAAAAACAACUUUUACGCAACACAUAUGCCAAGAAAUGAGUAGCUAUUUCCAGGCUUCAAUUUGGGUAUGUGUCUCUCUUGAUUUCAGUGCAGAUAGGUUGGCACAAGAGAUAGUCAACAAAAUCGCUAAAGUUGAUGGUGAAAAGAAGAAUGCUAGUGCCGAAGAACUUAUCCAACAAAGAUUAAAAGGUAAGAGGUUUUUACUCGUCUUGGAUGAUAUGUGGACAUAUCGAGAGGAUGAGUGGAAAAAACUAAUAGCACCUUUGAAAAAGGUUGAGUCCAAGGGUAAUUUCAUUAUAGUCACAACUCGAAUACCAAUGGUAGCAGAAAUGGUUAAGACAACCAAUUGUGAACUAGAACUGGAAAGACUAGAUGAUGCAGAUACCAUGCGUUUCUUUGAAGCAUGUGUAUUUGGUAAUGAGCUAGAACCAUGGGGAAAACAUCCUGCUGCAUUACAUGAAACUGGUCAUGAAGUAGUGCGCCAUUUGAAAGGUUCCCCUCUUGCAACUAAAACUGUAGGUAGAUUACUACGAAACCAACUUACUUUGGACCAUUGGAAAAGAGUUCUAGAAAGCAAAGAAUGGGAAUUAGAAACCAGUGAGAGUGACAUCAUGCCAGCCCUCAAACUUAGCUAUGAUUUUCUCCCUUUCCAUUUAAAACAGUUGUUUGUGUAUUGUGCUUUAUUUCCCGAAGAUUACGAAUUUGAUACCAAGGAGUUAGUUCAAUUGUGGAUAGGACUAGGUAUUUUGCAUCCAUUUGACCAGAAUAGAAGAACUGAAGAUGUUGGACUAGACCAUUUGCAUGAGUUGGUCAAUUACGGAUUUUUCAAAAAAAACAAAAAAGAAGAUGGUCGUUAUUUUUAUGUUGUUCAUGAUCUAUUGCAUGAAUUGGCCACAAAGGUAUCGUCAGAUGAGUGUGUUAGCAUAUGUAGUUCUAAUGUCAGGUCCAUACACAUCUCCCCAUCUGUACGUCACUUAUCCAUAAUUGUAGAUGAUAAAGAUGUUGAUGAUAGAAUGACUUUCGGUGACUAUAAAGAUGAUUUGAGUGCAUUAGGGAAAAGAUUAAAAGUUGAAAACCUACGUACUCUGAUGGUGUUUGGGCGAUACCAUGGUAGCUUCACGAAGACCUUUGCUCAUCUAUUUAAAAAAGCUAAAGCCCUUCGUACUAUUUUUCUAUCUGGAGCAUCAUACUCUAUAGAGGACAUUCUGCAUAAUUUUUCAGAAACCAUCCAUCUUCGUUACCUAAGGAUCGAGCCAAGCGAUGAUAGAUGCAACAUCGACUUACCGAGUAUGUUGUUCAGAUUUUAUCAUCUAGAGAUAAUAAAUUUUGAAAAGUGGAACGACCCUGUUUCAAUAAAACAUAUCACCAACCUGGUAAAGCUUCGUCAUUUUAUUGUGCCAGAAAAUAUGCCUCAAGUUCAUUCUGACAUAUCUGAGGUGGGAAAACUUAAACUGCUUUCAGAAUUAAGAAGAUUUCAAGUUCGAAAUGAUUGUACUGGUUUCGAAAUAAGUCAGCUCACGCAGUUAACAGAGUUGGGAGGGUCACUUGGCAUCUAUAAUCUUGAAAAGGUGCCAAAAAAGGGGGGCCGGGAUAAGGAAAUAAGACCAAUACAUAGGAACCACUUGCGUGAACUAACAUUAGAGUGGGAUGUGGAACGAUCUAACAGGGAACCAACAAGAGAAGAAAAUGUUAUUGAAAAUCUUGUACCACAUAGUGACCUUCGAGAUCUGUGCAUUACAGGACACGGAGGUACUAGUUGCCCAAGAUGGCUAGGUGAUAACCUCUUGGUCAAAAAUUUGGAAUCUCUUCACUUGGCUAAUGUAUCUUGGAAAACUUUUCCACCAUUAGGAGAGUUCUGGUCGGUCCAUGAGCCCCAUGGUGAGUGCAAGGGUUGCAUCGCAAGCCCAAGCUUUCAAAAAAAUUGUCUCAAAAAACAAGGCUUUCAAAAUUUGAAAAGGCUAGUGUUUGUUAAGAUACCAAAACUGAAAAGGUGGGCUGGAAAUCAAAAUUGUGGCUUCUUCCUCCACCUGGAAGUGGUCAUUAUUGAAGACUGCCCUGAACUUAUAGAGUUGCCGUUUUCAUGUUCUACUUGCUCUCAGCCAGAGCAGGAAGGAGAGAACAUGACUUGGUUCCCUAGACUAAGAAAGCUCAGGAUUGUAGGAUGCCCAAAGCUGAGGACAAUGCCUGCUAUCCCCUGGACUGAUAGUCUAUGCUCCAUUGAGAUAGAACAAACAGGCUCAAUUGAGGAGCUCACUUACUCAGAACCAAAAUUAAGUUUGGACAUUUACGCAGCGGAUGGUACAAGUAGCUUGUUUCCGAAAGAGUUGGCUUUCUGUAAUUUGAGUGCACUAAAAAUAUUGAAUCUACACAAUUGCCCUCCUUUGCCGUUGGAUAAAAUCCAAAUGCUAACAUCUCUGCGGGAGCUCACUAUAAGUGGUCGGUCGAGUAUUGUCCUGUCUCCAGUCGGAGGCGAGGGCCAUGUCCUGUGCCAGGUUCCAGUUGAAAACCUCACAAUUUAUGGAAGUGGUGCUAGCGGGAAAGAAUUGACUCAACUGCUCUCUCAUUUUCCGAAGCUCACCGGCCUGGCCAUAUAUGAUUGCGAAAAGAUAACAGAACUUGGUGUGUCAGAGCGGCAGAGUGGAGCACAGCAGCAAGAGACAAAAGAAGAGGAGGAAAUAGUGGCGACGGCAGAAGGAGGACUGCUGCUCUUGCCUACCCAACUACAGAAGCUGAUAGUCGAAAAUUGCCAUGAGCUGAGAAUAGUCCCCAAUUUAGGGGGCGACAACAACGAAGCAGCAGGAGGUCUCCAGCGUCUACACUCCCUCCGCCAAGUGCGCGCAGGUUGCCCCAAGUUGCUUUUCUCCUAUUCGGGCUCGAGCUCCUCGUCUUGUUUCCCUUUCCCGGCCUCCCUUGAAAAACUCUGCCUAUCCAAUCUUAAAGAAUUCAACAAUCUGGCCCUCACAAACCUAUCCAACCUGGAAGAACUCGAGCUUUGGGGCAUGGAGGACCUCACAAACCUAAGCGUCAGCCGUUCCUCAAAACUACAUACCCUAUCCAUAUAUAACUCCCCAGGAGUUCUUCCUGUGUCCAUCUGCAGCCUCAUCUCCACCUCUCUCACCAAAUUGAGCAUUUAUGGUUGCAAAGAGGUGGAGCCCAUCCCAGGAGAGGCCCUCCUGGUUCUCACCUCCCUCCAAGAGCUCGCAUUUGGUUACUGCCAGAAAUUGCAGUUCCUCCCUGCAGGACUACAUACACUUGCCAGCAUCAACUACUUGUGUAUCUUUGAAUGCACAUCCCUCCAGUCGCUGCCCAAGGACUGCCUCCCGAGUUGUCUGCAGAGAUUACAGAUCUCCAAUUGUCCUGAGCUGGAAUUGCUUCCCACUUUUUCGGACGGCCUCCGAACUUCUCUGCAAAAAUUGGAGAUCGCGAAUUGUCCUGCCAUAAAAUCAGUGCCCAAGGACGCCCUCCCGAGUUCUCUGCAGGAAUUACUGAUCCGGGAGUGUCCUGAAAUCAAAUCGCUUCACAAGGAUGGGCUUCCCAAAUCCCUGCGAGCACUACAUGUCCGUGAUUCCGAAAGCGAGGAGCUUAAAAGGCAGUGCCGCAGCUUGAUAGGGACAAUUCCAGUAAUCAUGGCCUGAAGAAUCCUUCCAAGGGCUCUCUUUUUGUCUUUUUGAUUGGUUCAUCAUCAGCCUCGUACAAUUCUCUCUGGAUACAAAGUGUAGUUCGUUCUCUGGCUCUCAUCAGUUUUUCCCAGUGCAAGCACAAGACUUCAGUCUGUAUCAUCCAUGAUGUACGUAAUCAUCCCGAUUUUGUCAUCUUUCGCGGUGUAGCAAGCUUAAGGGACAAUUCCAGUAAAUCAAACACUGGUGGCCGGAGAUAUGUGUGCAAGGGCUGCGGCGGCUUGACAAAUUUUGCGAAGAAAGCUGUUAUAGGGAGGGGGAGGAAUAUAGUUUUUGCCCCCUAGAAAUUCAUAUCCCCACCGCCCACACCCACAGACAAUCAACCUUGUGUAGCUCCUCCACUGAAGUCAAAUCUGGCCAAUCCAAAGAGCUCUAUCUAGGAGUUGCACAGUUUUGAGCCCUUCAAGGAAUCACUCUGUCCAUCCAUGCACACUUCUCACUUGUAGUAUUCAGUCCAACACUUGUAGGAUUCCUAUAAAGUGUUAUGAUCUGAUGUAGGAGCUCUACAAGUUUCACUACAAGGAAAUGGAUCAUAAUUACUACAGCAACAUAAAGUCCCAUAAAUUCAUCAUGUGACAUUUUGAAGUUCUGCUGAAUCUCAUAAAAAAUUCUGAAGUUUUCUCAGUAUAGGAAAGGUUCUGUGAACCACCAGCAAUGAUUUACAUGCUGCAAAGCUGUUUACGAUGCAAACUGUCCUCACUAAUGGGUGAUGCAUUAUCAAUCUCGGUAAAAGGUUGGUCCUGUGGGUUAAGGCAGACCUGGUUCUCCUGGUAAGUAAGUUGUCAUGACAUAGUUGAGUUCAGUCCAGCUGAAGAGAUGCUAUCCUGGAGGAUCUCAAUCUGCAUCUUCCAUUCUGUCCAUAAUCUGGGCUCUCUAUCUUGGAGUUGUACAUUUUUCUACCCUUUUAAGACUCAUGCCAUCCAUGCAUGAUGCAUAGUUCUCACAAGAUGGUCUUGUGUUAUUUUCUUCAGGCAUAUAAAUCUGGUGUUCUUAUAUUCGCUCUGCAAUGCUUCAAAUUACUUUCGUUAAAAUCUUCGUGGUAACUCAUGAAGACAUGGUUUUCAAGUUCGCUACACUUCCACAACCUUUUCAUACAGUUUACAUCUUCAGGUUUGCAUUUCAUCGUGACAAGAUGCCCUCCAAGCCGAUCAUCCUUUUAUCUUAUGUUGCUAGCCUCAUCGGUACUUGGCAUUGCAUUUCCUACAUUGGGAUCUAGCAUACUCCGCCAGUACAUCCCAACCAUUGUGGAGUUUCUCACUAAAAAAAGAGUGAGAUGUGAGAGGUAAGAAACCAAGGUUGAUAGAACAGUUGAAUCAACCGUGAGAGGGAAAAAAAGGCUAAAAGGUAAAAUGACCAAAAAAAGGAAAAAAAAAAGAGAGAAACUCCCGUUAAGCCACUUCAGUUUUCCAAAGAGUCCACCAUAUCUACCUAUCAUAGCACCUCCUCAUUUGCUAUUCCAAGUAGUGGAUCCUUUUGCCAUGCACAUUUGAAUUUUGCUUUGUACAUCUUUAAAGGAGGCAUAAUAGUCAUCAUGUUUAGCGCUUUCUAAAUUCACCAACCAUUUUAUGCCUCGCUUUUAUUUUCAUAUAUAUAAGAGCUUCCGUCGGCACCUAUCAAUCUUUUGUAGGGCAGAAAAAGAAAGAAAAAUGGAAAAGAAAGAAAGAAAAAAAGAAAAAAGAAAAAGAAAGAAAGAAAGAAAGAAAAGAUAAAAGAAAGAAGUAGAAUAAGAUAGGUGC